UAGGGGAAAAGACUGAAUAAAAGGAAACCGUGCCAGAGAGCCUGUAAUGACCACAAAACCCGACGGAGGAGCCUAGACUCGCCAUUGGAUAUUUCGCCCGCUUUCUCGUUCUUCCCAUGCGUUCCUCGCGGUGGAUUAUUGUGUUUGGCACCGGGGCGGACGGAAUGGAUAAGGCCAUGGCCCUAACAUAUUGAAUAGCUCGUUGGUGGUAGGGGGGGAGGCGAGACGCGCACCGUGGAGACAAUUCAUGGGGCAUUGUGCGGGGAGGAAAAUGGUGGAUUAUUUGCACUGUAUCAUAAAAACCUUCCCCCGUCUGGAUAUCCGGCCAUAAGACACUGCUUGGUGGCAUUUCUGCGCCUGUCUCGGCCGCGUCUACAGUAACUGAGGUCCUGUUAUAGCGGCUGGUAGGUAGGUAACUACCCCCCUCAAGCUCGAUCCCAACGACCUUAUCCAUUUCUAUUUUCUAUCGGCUAUACAUGCGGGAUUCUUGUGUCUCCGCGACGCGCUCACCCUCCCCUGCCCGAGAGUAACAUUUGGAAACAAUAAACUGUUGGAUUACUGAACUAUGGAUUUCAACAGCGGCGGCGGCGGCGGCGGGGGCAACGAGCUGCACAACAACCAGUUUUAUCAGUGCGAGGAGAACAAGCCUCUGCUGGGGGAGAUGUCGGAGGGGAACAACAACACCAAGCUCGGCGCGGGGCCGUGCAAGAGGUCCCUGCACCACUGCAGCAGCAGCGGGAUGCGAUACAAGCUGCUCCACGAGGGGGACAUCCAGGUGUGCGUGGUCAAACACCCCCGCACCUUUCUCAGCAAGAUCCUCACCUCCAAGUUCUUGCGGAGAUGGGAGCCACACCACCUCACGCUCACGGACAGCAGCCUGACCUCGGCUACACCCACCGGUUACAUGGAGACGUCAUUGUCCUACAGCUCCAUAGAGGACCUGCAGCUCCUCUCAUGGGACAAUGCUCCGAAGUACUGUGUCCAGCUCAGCUUCCCUGGUGGCACUGUCCUGCUGCAGGCUGCAAACAGUUACUUGAGGGACCAGUGGUUUCACUCCCUGCAGUGGAAGAAAAAGAUCUACAAGUACCGCAAAGUCCUGAACAACCCGAGCCGCUGGGAUGUGGUGCUGAAGGAGAUCAGAGCGCUGGUGGACAUGGCUCUGACCUCGCCGCUGCAGGACGAGUCCAUCCACCAGGCUCCACUGCACAUCAUCUCCACCCUGCUGGCCGAGAACUCUAAUCUCAGCACUCAGGAUCACGAAAACAUCAUUGUGGCCAUUGCUCCUCUUCUGGAAAACAACCACCCACCACCUGACCUGUGUGAGUUCUUCUGUAAGCACUGUCGGGAGCGGCCGCGGUCGAUGGUCGUGAUUGAAGUGUUCACUCCUGUGGUCCAGAGAAUCCUCAAACAUAACAUGGAUUUCGGAAAGUGCCCUCGACUGCGUCUCUUCACUCAGGAGUACAUCCUGGCUCUCAACGAGCUGAACGCUGGGAUGGAGGUCGUCAAGAAGUUUGUCCACAGCAUGCACGGGCCAACAGGGCAGUGCCCUCACCCACGGGUCCUGCCAAACCUGGUGGCAGUGUGUCUCGCCGCCAUUUAUUCCUGUUAUGAGGAGUUCAUCAACAGUCGGGACAACUCCCCCAGCCUGAAGGAGAUCAGGAACGGCUGCCAGCAGCAGAACGACCGCAAGCCCCCGAUGCCCCUCCGCCUACUGCGCCCCGAGCCUCCUACGCCACCUCCUGCCACUCUCCUCCCCCUCUCCGCCAACCCCAGCCCUCCUCAGCCACCUCCCCCGGCCCCCUCAAACUCCAACCCGUCCAUUCCCAUCUCCUCCCCAACCCCCUCCCUCCCCCUCUCCCCUCCUCCCUCUGUCGUCAACUCCAGCGAGAUUCUUGUGGAGCUGGAGCGAAACAACAACUCGGCCAACGCCAGGCGGAAGGGCGGGCCGUCGGGAGGCGACAGCGAACCAAACCUCAUCGACUGUCUGCUGGUCAGCCCGGCCGUCAACACCCUGUCCAUCCAGCUGCCAGCGCAGGCCGACCGAGUGCUGGGCUGCUUCGCCCUCAUCCUCAAGAUGCUGUCGGACUAUGAUGACUGGAGACCUGCUCUGGCCAGCCUGCUGCAGCCCAUCCCUUUCCCGAAAGAGGCCCUCGCACAUGCCAAAUUCACAAAGGAACUGAAGUAUGUCAUUCAGAGGUUUGCGGAGGACCCGAGGCAGGAGGUCCAUUCAUGCCUACUCAGUGUGCGUUCAGGUAAAGAUGGCUGGUUUCAGCUCUACAGUCCAGGAGGUGUGGCCUGUGACGACGAUGGAGAGCUCUUUGCUAGUAUGGUUCAUAUCUUGAUGGGCUCCUGCUAUAAGACCAAGAAGUUCCUGCUCUCUCUGGCUGAAAACAAGCUGGGUCCCUGCAUGCUGCUGGCCCUACGUGGAAACCAGACCAUGGUGGAGAUCCUGUGUCUGAUGCUGGAGUACAACAUCAUUGAGAACAAAGACACCCAGCUGCAGAUCAUCUCCACCCUGGAGAGCACCCAGGUGGGCCUCCGUAUGUACGAGCAGCUCUGCGACCGACAGAGAGAGCUCAAAGAACUGCAAAGGAAAGGAGGCCCCACCCGGCUGACUCUGCCCUCAAAGUCCACGGAUGCGGACCUGGCCCGCCUGUUGAGUUCAGGUUCUUUUGGGAACUUAGAGAACCUGAGCCUGGCCUUCACCAACGUCACCAGUGCCUGUGCCGAGCAGCUCAUCAAGCUGCCUUCACUCAAACAGCUCAACCUCUGGUCCACACAGUUUGGGGAUGCAGGGUUGAGGUUGUUAUCUGAGCAUCUGGCCUGUCUUCAAGUUUUGAACCUGUGUGAGACUCCCGUCACUGACGCUGGUCUGCUGGCUCUCAGCUCCAUGAAAAGUCUGUGCAGUCUGAAUAUGAACAGCACCAAGCUCACAGCUGACACAUACGAGGACCUCAAGGCCAAACUGCCCAACCUGAAAGACGUUGAUGUUCGGUACACAGAGGCCUGGUGAUCAGCCACGCUCACACGCCCCUCAUACAUACCGGACACACUCAUAAACACAUGCACACACUGCACACAAGCUCAGAUCCACGACAUGAAAAUUGUGCGGGGAUGUCGUCCCCGCCUCCGCCGCCAUCAUUAGACCAGGAACUCUGACAUCGUCCCAGCGUGAGGAUCACCUGAUGACGCAUUUACGUCAGAGGAGCAGCCUUCCACAGCUUCAGACAUCUUCACCAACCCCUGUAGUGACGCCACCACCAGGAAGGAACUGUCUAGUCAGUGUCAGCAUCACUCUUUUUCUAAAUGAGCAAUCUUCAUGGACCUCGCCGCUCCCCUUUCUUCUGUCACCGACGUUUCAAGGACCUUGUUUUUACCGACAUGAUCAGAGGACAUGCAAGGACCUGCUAUAUUGUGACAUAAGGGAUCCUUUUCUCUCUCUGUCUUCACCCUUUGCCCUGUCUUUCAUAUACGGUCUCUCAGUUUUCAUAUUCAGUCUGAAUCCAGCUCUCCAGCCGUAGCCCUCCCACCUCUGUGUGUCCGUGGCAUGGAGAAAACCCAAAUCGGCCCUCCAAUCAGAGCCCUCCUCUCGCUUUUUCUCUCCCGCCCUCGUGCGAUGAAGGCUGGACACAGCAGCUCACAUUCCGGUCCGUCUCCGAUCCGAUACACAAUGUAGCUCUCCGGACGGAUGCGUUGAACUGUUCGUCACUUAGGUCCUCGCUCUCGCCACCUUUGGCUUCAGUUUUCAAGCUCCAAUCUGGGUCUUUUCAAGUAUUUCAUUGGGAAAAUGAGGUGCUACCUCAGAGCAAAGAAGAGUUGCAAGAGUGUGCCUAUUCCUCAUUCUCGACACGUUCACACACACACACAAAAAGAAAAAAAGAGGUUUUUAUCAACUUGAAUGAACAUAUUUUUCCAGACAUCUGUGCUUUCAUAUAUUGUGUGUUUCUAUAUAAAACAUAUAUAUGAAGAUAACCCCCCAGGGAUGACAUUUCAGAACCAUUUUGUCAGCUCUGCAGGAAAGUUAAGUGGCGAUGGCAACAUUUGUUCUUCUAUCAUUUGUUUUCAGUGUACAUACUGAUGAUCCCCCAUUACUAUUUAAUAGGGCAGUUGUGUAGCAGUAGCUGGGUGGUCUGGGACUGCCUGAUAUUUAUAAGCUGUGUCUUUCAAGCCUCCUUUACUCUGCCUCUCCUGGAAAUUUGUCCCGACAAAUGAAGUACACAGGCCUGUUGUCUUGUUUUUGCAACGUAUAACACAAGAAGCCAACCGAGAGGGCGCCCACACAUGCAUCCCUCUGCACCAUGCCGUGGUGGUAACAUAGACCUGUAAAGUGGACUGCAAUAAUUCUAAAGUGGACCUGUAAACGAGACUCAUCACCAGCUGAGAGUUGUAUAUUUUCAUAUCCUCUGCUAUUUCUGGGCUCUGCUUGAGACGGUUUUGAGAAGAAGAGCGGACACUUGCCAAACAUCCUCGUCAGAUCUUGUUUUUGCUUCGUGCACUUGUUUCAUCGGGCCAACAUGAGCGCCGUUUCGAGUGGAACCUGUCACGACACUGGAGAGACAGUGACACUGCUUGGGCCCCCCCCCCACCCUCGACUUGCUGGGGUCAGAGCGAAGAGUCGCAGUGCCUCUGGUGGAGCUGUGGAUGAGCGGUUAUCUUUUUAUCUGUCACGCCACCUGUUUUGAAUUGUUCUGCUGUAUUUAUAUUACGCCAUAAUACAUGGGUGAUAUUUUUAGGCUUUAUGGAUGAAUAAUUUUCAUCAAGGGAUGGGACAAAGUAAUUGUACAUAUUCUAUCACAACGGGCUAUAAAGGGACAAAACAUUGGAAAAAGGCACCUUUCAGCCAUAUUUGCCCAACUACAUUCCCUCAAAAUGUUGCCUUUUUAUUGUGGCAGCAUUUCAUAUGAUGUGGUAACUGCCCUGACAUACUGCAAGUCUGUCAGAAUCUCUUUUUCCUCUCUGCCUACAUGUGGUUUGGCUUGAUUUGGCUCGUGUCGGCGGCCGUAGACAACGCAAGUCAGAUUUCCAGCCUUUUUUCCAGUCAGCCUCGCCCUGACUGCAUCCAUCCAUUUUAUUUAUUCGUGUCGACCUCCAGAAUGCGCCGGGUGUUUGUUGAAUCAAGGCAGAAGCCGCAGCAGAGGACAGGAUGCCGUCCACUAUUAGAUAUUUUGUUUCCUAUUUAUUGGGUGCCAUGACAGUUUUCUCUUUGCCCUGUAGAUUCGGUUUGUGUACGGCCAUCUUUGGGUCUGCCUUUAGGACCUUGUGCUCUCUUUCAUAUCCUGUAUGAUGUAUAUACGCGUGUAUAUAGUCGUCUCCCCUCUUCCUCUCUUGGAACCAUUUUGAAAUCUUUUUUUCUUCUUCAUUCUUUUCUCUGUCUCUCUUGGCCUCCCUUCAUCGGCAGGCUGGUGUUGCCUUCAUCUACGUGUGUGGUUGUUUUGUUUUUUUUCACACAAAGUGCACUGUAGUCUGACAAGUUAUGUUUUCAUAAUAUCUUUCCAGUGUCUUUGAUUUGAUCACUUUAAUCAAACAUUUGUUUCCUGUGUUCUUGUUGUUUAGUUUUUUUGGGGGUUUUUUGCAUGUACAUGUUGCUACGUCACCUGGUAUUUUUAUUUUGUAAUUUUGUUUUAUAAAAGGUUUGAAACAUGAUAAAGGGUCUGAUCACUAUCUCACUGAGGUCAAGGACUGAAAUGGAGAGAUCCCAUUGAACUGUUUUCUGAUUGGUUGUUGCCAGGAUGUACCCAUGAGCCCUGACAGAUCCUAUUGGUCAAGGCAGGGUUUGAUAUUGAGUUUCAAAAAAGCCAAGACCAUGACUUGUAUUUUUGGACUGAAGCUGCCCCUACAUGUGAUCAUUUAAGUUUGAGCGUUCUCAUAUCAACUAAUGCUAAUAGUUCUUGUUGUUCUAAUCCUGCCAGAUAAUCAUAUCAGAGGUGGACCACGCUGACUGGCCAUUAUCAUGUUUAAAUAAAGUUGUUGGUCCCACACAUCAGCAAAGUGAUAAUUCAGUGUGGCUUCACUGUACUUUUGUUUUGUCUUGAAUGUUUUGUCUGAACGUUUUAAAGGAGACAUUUGACAUUUUGGAAAAUAGGUUUUCGGAUGAGAGUAGAAAGAGAAGGCUGAUGUCAGUGUCAUGUCAGUCCAUAUACCCUGAAGCUACAGUCAGCGUUUGCUUAGCUUAGCUUAGCAUAAAGAUUGGAAACUGGGGAAACAGCUAGCCUGACUCUGUCCAUGUUAUAUCACAUUUGUUGAAGAAAAAACAAAGUGGAAAAAGCCUCUGCUGGUUGCCUGGCAACUUCACAGUGAUGACAAGAUCGCAGAAAGUCACUGGGUGCAGCCAAGGGACAGUCCAGCGCGUUAACACC
Messenger RNA from Chelmon rostratus (copperband butterflyfish), 6356 nucleotides. RefSeq names its product c-Maf inducing protein. Gene Ontology annotation, cellular component: cytosol; nucleoplasm. The record is from RefSeq and is a predicted model, not a curated record. NCBI's taxonomy places the organism in Eukaryota, Metazoa, Chordata, Actinopteri, Chaetodontiformes, Chaetodontidae. The coding region runs from base 566 to 3013 and encodes 815 amino acids. The transcript has 21 exons.